UUCUCGGGUGUCGCGCGAAGCUCCGCUGCUGUCCGGUGGCCGCUGCCUGGUCCUCUCUGUCCUCGCGGCGCGUUGCGGGCUGUCCUGCGGCCCCGCCCCCGAGGCCCUCGGCGCCCCCCGGCCGGCCGGCCUCCUUCCCAGCCCGGAGCCGCGCGCCAGGACGGCUGAGGCCGCAGGAGUGGUUGGAAGAACAAUGCAUGUAAGUCUUUGACACCAUGAUAUCCAUCAGGCAAAGAAAAGGAGUAAAAACCACAGAAGUUUCUGAGGAUUAUGCAGCACAAGAAGCAAAUGUGAAGUUGGAAAAUAAAUUGCCAUCUGGUUGUACCACUAGAAGGUUGUGGAAGCUUCUGUCAUUUAUAGUUGGUGGAACCAUUGCCCUUUGCAUUGGACUUCUAACAUCUGUCUACCUGGCCACUUUACAUGAAAACGAUUUGUGGUUUUCUAAUAUUAAGGAAGUGGAGCGAGAAAUCUCAUUCAGAACAGAAUGUGGGCUGUAUUACUCCUACUACAAGCAAAUGCUGCAGGCUCCAACCCUCAUGCAAGGUUUUCAUGGCUUAAUAUAUGAUAACAAAACUGAGUCUAUGAGGACAAUUAACCUUCUUCAACGAAUGAAUAUUUACCAAGAAGUUUUCCUUAGUAUUUUAUAUAGAGUCCUGCCCAUACAGAAAUACUUAGAGCCAGUUUAUUUUUAUAUUUAUACCUUGUUUGGACUGCAGGCGAUCUAUGUCACAGCCCUGUACAUAACCAGCUGGCUCCUUAGUGGGACAUGGCUCUCGGGGCUUCUAGCAGCGUUCUGGUACGUCACCAAUAGAAUAGAUACCACAAGAGUUGAGUUUACCAUCCCGCUGAGGGAGAAUUGGGCUCUGCCAUUCUUUGCAAUUCAGAUAGCAGCAAUAACAUAUUUCCUGCGACCAAACUUGCAGCCUCUUUCUGAGAGGCUGACACUUCUUGCCAUUUUCAUAUCAACUUUUCUCUUUAGUCUGACAUGGCAAUUUAAUCAAUUUAUGAUGCUGAUGCAAGCAUUAGUGCUGUUCACACUGGACUCCUUGGACAUGUUGCCGGCGGUGAAGGCGACGUGGCUAUACGGCAUCCAAAUGACAGGUUUGCUCCUGGUCUGCAUCCUUCAGUUUUUUAAUUCUAUGAUUCUUGGAUCAUUGCUUAUCAGUUUUAACCUUUCUGUAUUAAUUGCAAGAAAGCUUCAGAAGAAUCUGAAGACUGGAAGCUUUCUUAAUAGGCUUGGGAAACUAUUGUUACAUUUAUUUGCAGUUUUAUGUUUGACACUUUUUCUCAACAACAUUAUUAAGAAACUUCUUAAUCUGAAGUCAGACGAACACAUAUUUAAAUUUCUGAAGGCAAAAUUUGGGUUUGGAGCAACAAGAGAUUUUGAUGCAAAUCUGUAUCUGUGUGAAGAAGCGUUUGGCCUCUUACCUUUUAAUACAUUUGGAAGGCUUUCAGAUACUCUUCUUUUUUAUGCUUACAUAUUUGUUCUGUCCAUCACAGUGAUGGCAGCCUUAGCGGUCGCCUUCCAUAAUCUCAGUGAUUCUGCAAGGCAGCAAUCCACGGGUCAGAUGGGAAAGUGCACGAUCAUCCUGAAACCAGAAACUGCCUACAACCUAAUACAUACCAUUCUGUUUGGAUUCUUGGCAUUAAGUACAAUGAGAAUGAAGUACCUCUGGACGUCGCACAUGUGUGUGUUCGCGUCAUUUGGCUUAUGCAGCCCUGAGAUAUGGGAGUUACUCCUGAAGUCGAUCCAUCUUUAUAACCCAAAGAGGAUAUGUAUAAUGCGAUAUUCAGUACCGAUAUUAAUACUGCUGUAUCUGUGCUAUAAGUUCUGGCCAGGAAUGAUGGAUGAACUCUCCGAGUUGAGAGAAUUCUAUGAUCCAGACACAGUGGAGCUGAUGGACUGGAUUAACUCUCACACUCCAAGGAAGGCCGUGUUUGCUGGGAGCAUGCAGUUACUGGCAGGAGUCAAGCUGUGCACAGGAAGGACCUUGACCAACCACCCGCACUACGAAGACAACAGCCUGAGGGAGCGGACCAAAGCGGUUUAUCAGAUUUAUGCAAAGAGGUCCCCAGAGGACGUGCAUGCCCUCCUGAGGUCCUUUGGCACGGACUACGUCAUCCUGGAAGACAGCAUCUGCUACGAGCGGAGGCACCAGCGGGGCUGCCGGCUGCGGGACCUGCUGGACAUCGCCAACGGGCACAUGAUGGAUGGCCCAGGAGAGAAUGAUCCCGAUUUGAAACUUGCAGGCCACCCUCGCUUCUGUGAAGAGAUAAAGAGAAACCUGCCACCCUACACAGCAUACUUCACUAGAGUGUUCCAGAACAAAACAUUCCACGUUUACAAGCUAUUGAGAAACAAGUAACCAAGCUUUCUGUUCAACCUCUAUUUUUGAUACGUGAGAGUCCAUCCUAAUGAAACUCAGCAGUAACAUUUCAUAUGUCCUUAGGUAGCCUGUACCACAAAGCUGUGAUAUGAGUAAGUUGUAGAGAUGUUUACACAAGCGUCACUGUCCUUGAUAGUAUCUUACACAAGCUUCUGUCUUUUUUAUCUUGUUUCAUUAAUGUUCAUUAGCCUAAACUUCUCAGCUUUCUAGGCGUGGUCUAGAAUUUCGUCGUUGGGGAGGAUGCUAAUUGGGCCACGGUGGCCCGAACGGCCACACAGCAUGUGGUGGAAAUCCAGAGGCCGUUCGGGAUGGAAAUACCGCUAAUUGACUUCAGACAGCUAUGGUGGAAUCGAAUUAAGGGCAUGUAUAAUUAAAUUCUUUAGUGUUGUUUCACUAGUGAAGAUCAAUGGAUGGCUUUUUUAAAAAACUCCUUAUCAUCCUGUUUCACCUAAAAAUUUUAUAAUGUUUUCCAACUGUCAUGCUUUUAAUAUUUUUUAAAAAAAUCAUGUUAGGUCUUUGUAUAUAUCUAAAACUUUUUGUUGUGCCCUGUCUGAAAUGUAAAGUUUAGCACACCUCAGUAUAUGUGUCGUGUGUGUGUGUGUGUGUGUGUGUGUGUGUGUGUGUGUGUGUGUGUGUGUGUGUGUACGCGCAUGCGGGUGCAUGUUUAAAUGCCGGAUACAGAAAAGUGUGACAAAUUCCUUAUUGUAAGUCGUGAAAGGAGCAGAAAUGUGAUGUAGCCAAGCAGGUGUUGUUACUGUUUAGUGUUAUUUUAAAACCUACUGAUACUAUUUAGCCUAUCCUGCAAGUAAGAAAAUUUUUCUUCAUUUCUUACUCAUUUAAAUUUACUGGGUUUGCAAAAUUUUCUAAACUUUUUGUUUUUAGCCUUUGUAUUUUUUACAGCCUAGAACCUUGCAAAGUCUGAAUAUUUUUAAAAAUGUUCUGUCUUAACUAAUUCACUAAUACAGUAUUUUUGGCAGAGAGCAUUUUCAUACCAAAUUUGAUUUGUGGUCUCCAAUCUUACUGUGAGGGCCUGGGUAGUGUUAUUGUUUUUCUUACUAAAAGGUAACCAAGUGCCUCUAAGUCAUGCUUAUUUGUAAACAACAAAGAGGAUUAUGUAUACCUGUUCAAAAAUUUUUUGAUAAUUGCUUUUAUAAUUAAUUUCUAAUGAGGGGGACAUGUAAAAGUUGCUGAUAAAAGCAUAUUACACAUUUAAUUAAAUCAAAAUGGGUAAUGAAAUUAACUUUCUCCCCUGUUCUUGGCAGUUGGAAAUGAUGUAAAGGUUUCUCCUUGCAGUUGUACUGAAGUAACUUACCCUAGGCAUCAAGAUAGAUAUAGCACAUGUUCAAAUUAUUUCACAUUCAGUUACUACAUAUUAAACAGUAUUCAGAAAGAAAUGUUACACUGUCAUGUUGGACUCCAGGAUACUUGGCUUUUUUAUCAAAACUUAUUUAAGUAAAAAAAAUUGACACUGGCUGGGUUACUAAAUUAUGCAGCUGCAACUCCUGAAUUAUCUCUUUCCUGUAUCCUGUAAUAAGGUUGGAGACCACUGCAGUUUAGGAUAAUACAAUAAUAAAACACUUUAAUCAGUACUAAAACUUUAAUUAAGCCAGUAAUGAUGCAUGCCUGGUGUGGCUGACAGCAUGGGUCAGUACAUCCUUCAGCGAGUGCCUUACUCUUAAUUGAAACAAAGCACAUGUAAGGUACAUGUUAGACCACGUAGUUUUCUUUUCACGUCCUCCAUUACCUUCCUGAUAGAUUUCAGUUUUAUUUUAACUAUUUCUCUGUAUGCACUAAUCUGAGCAUUUGGGUAUGUGGAGUCUCAGUGUAAGAAACACGUACUUAAAUUUGUACACUGAUCAUCACCGCCCUGAUGGCACACAGGAAUCUCUUUCUCCUAGUUUAGGUGCCAUUGUUGCCAAGACAUUGAGUGUUGAGUCUUCAGUGAAAAAUAUAAAGUGCCAAAAAAAAAAAGUCUUGCAAGACACAAUCCAUGCAUAUGCUCUUCCCAAGACACUGUGACCAUGUAGACAUUUUUCUUUUCUGAUGACCAAGUCUGUCAACAAAUCAUGUUGAACAUUCUUAGCGCUCAUCAGUUUCUCUUUUACGACCUUCUCGUUGGAGUCCACAGGAGGAAAGAGGAAGAGUGACUGACUCCUGGCCCUCUACCAAGCCGGAGCACGCCGCCCGGGGCCCUGGCUCCCUGCCACACAGAUCACAGCAGCCGUGUGAAUAUUUGGUAAUAGCCUCAAAUUGUGGCU
Zalophus californianus (California sea lion) is the source of this 4645-nucleotide messenger RNA. RefSeq names its product dpy-19 like C-mannosyltransferase 3 (gene DPY19L3). The transcript is spliced from 19 exons. Lineage: Eukaryota; Metazoa; Chordata; Mammalia; Carnivora; Otariidae. Gene Ontology annotation, cellular component: nuclear inner membrane. The record is from RefSeq and is a predicted model, not a curated record. Gene Ontology annotation, molecular function: mannosyltransferase activity. The coding region runs from base 216 to 2366 and encodes 716 amino acids.